Orussus abietinus is the source of this 936-nucleotide messenger RNA. RefSeq names its product octopamine receptor beta-3R. Lineage: Eukaryota; Metazoa; Arthropoda; Insecta; Hymenoptera; Orussidae. Bases 1 to 936 code for a protein of 311 amino acids. The record is from RefSeq and is a predicted model, not a curated record. Gene Ontology annotation, cellular component: membrane. Gene Ontology annotation, molecular function: octopamine receptor activity. Gene Ontology annotation, biological process: adenylate cyclase-activating adrenergic receptor signaling pathway. The transcript is spliced from 3 exons.
AUGCUGAACGUCAUGGCGGCCGCGACGACGACGACGGCGGACCCUCUUUCGACGAACGGCGCCGCUGGGGGGGGCAACUCGAGCGGGACCCCCGGGGGCAACGUCACGACCGCCCCCGCCGGCGACCCCACCGUGGAGAACCUCCCGGAGAACGUGGGCGUCCUCGUGGUUAUCUUGAAGGGCGUCGUGAUGGGCACCAUCAUCACCACCGCCGUAUUGGGGAACGCCCUGGUGAUCGCCAGCGUUCGCCGGCAUCGAAGGCUCAGGGUUGUCACCAACUGCUACGUGGUCAGCCUGGCUGCUGCCGAUCUGCUGGUCGCCAUCUGCGCCAUGACGUUCAACGCCUCCGUCGAGCUCUCCGGGGGACGCUGGCUGCUGGGAAGGUUCAUGUGCGACGUCUGGAACUCCCUCGACGUCUACUUCUCGACCGUGUCGAUCUGGCACCUCUGCUGCAUCAGCGUCGACCGGUACUACGCCAUCGUCAGCCCCCUGGAGUACACGGUCAUCAUGCGCCAGGGUACCGUCGGAUGCAUGCUGGGCAGCGCCUGGGUCCUGCCGGCGCUUCUUAGCUUCACUCCCAUCUUCACCGGGUGGUACACCACCAAGGAGCAUCUCGAGUUCAUGCUCGACAACCCCGAGACCUGCGUCUUCGUCGUCAACCGAACCUACGCCGUCAUCAGCUCCUCCGUGUCCUUCUGGUUCCCCGGGCUGGUCAUGAUCGUCAUGUACUGCAAGAUCUACAAGGAGGCCGUGCGCCAGAGGAAGGCGCUCAGCAAGACCUCCAGCAACAUCGUCCUGAACAGCGUCCACCGGCAUCGCUCCUCCACCAGGCAGCAUCAUCAUCAGCUCCUCCAGGCCGCUGCUGACACCGGUGAGCUGGCUCUCCAUACCGCACAAUUCAGGGCACCUGCCGAGCUCCUCGCCAUUAACGAAUGA